This is a messenger RNA of Vespa mandarinia (Asian giant hornet), 1563 nucleotides long. Its product is annotated as single-pass membrane and coiled-coil domain-containing protein 4 homolog. The record is from RefSeq and is a predicted model, not a curated record. Lineage: Eukaryota; Metazoa; Arthropoda; Insecta; Hymenoptera; Vespidae.
ACGUACAACAGUUAAUUUAUAAAAAUCUAUAUAACGUUUCCCAACACCUUUAAAGGAAGGUUCAACAAUAAAAACAGUGAUACUAUAGAUAUAUAUAAUAGAUACUAUAUAUAGAAUAAUGGAUAAAUUUCAGUGUUUUUUCCAAAGAACAAGAAUAGGACAAAUCAGAUGCUCUGGAUGUUUUCUAUGGGCCCAAGAGAAGUACGCUUUUUUCGAAGAAAAAGAAGAUAACUUCGAAGCUAUGAUCGUCGUCGCAUAUAAUUUUUUAUCGGAUAUACCGAUUUCGCAAUAAAUAUACUGUAUCUUGUAAGCAUUUGCCCGCCCGGCCUUCUCAUUCAUACAUACACACACACAAAUGUAAUUUUAUUUAUGAAAAUGUUUAUUUUCAGUUUUAGUUAUAAUUCUUACCUAGAGUGGCGUUGCGAUCACUUUCUGUUAUAAUGAUAACAGAACGUAAUAAAAUUUUCAAUCUAUGACUUAAUGCUUAGUUUAUGGCACAGUUUAUCCAGUUUAUUCGUAUGUAUGUACGGAAGUGGAAAGAGUGAUAUUAAGUUGUGUUGUUUGCUUAUUAGUUACGUGUAUGCACAUAAGUCUCGUACUCUGGUUAUUCGCACAUCUGUCAAUUGAAAAUCAUUUUUCAAUCAAACAUUUAAAUAAACAAGAUAUUAAUUUUUGCAACAUAAUGCGUCAAUUAAAAGGUAAAACAAAAGAAACAAAUAAGCAAAAGAAGGAACGCAAAAAGGAAUUUCUUGAAAACAAGCAACGAAUUUUUACAGUCGUUUUACCUACAAUGGCUGCAAUAUUUGUAAUGAUAGCCGCAUAUGUUUAUAUUAAAACUCGGCCAAAAGUAAUAGAAUAUUAAUUUACAUUACUUUUGUUAUGUAUUAUCGAAAAAAAGAUUUAUGACUUUAAAAUUGCAAGAAAAGUUCCUGGAAUUUGUUUCUAUAUGCAAAACAGUUUAACUGUGAUCAUUAUAAAUCGAAAACCUAAAAUACAAAUGAAGAAUAUGAUCUACUGCCUAUAUUAUCAAAAAGAUUUUAUCAUUAAUAUAUGGUAGAAUUAUACAUUAUAUAUUGUAUAUUGAUACCUUAGUUAAGAAAAAAAUUAUCAAUUUGCUGAAAGUGAUAAAAUAUUAAUUAAUACAAUUAUUGAAUACAAGAGAUUUUUUAUCUAUUAUUUUUAUGUAUUAUGAUACCAUAAUAAGACAGAUAUAUCAAAAUGCUUCUUUAAUAAGUGUUUCAUAUCUUCGUUUCCUGUAUUCUGUAUUUUUAUAAUACACACACACACACACACACAUGUUUAGUACAGAGAAUAGAUUGGCCUAUAACAUGGUGUACAAAUAUUAAAUGUAAUAUACUGAAUUAUUGUACAUGUUUGCACCAUGCUAAUAGCUUGUAUCAGAGUAUAUCUUGUUGAAGCAUACCAUAUCUUUGUGUGGGAAAUUGCAUAAGAUUAAAUAAAUUGUAUCUAAUAAUUAAUCUUAUGAAUUAUCAAAUGCAAUUUAUAGACAAUUAUUUUGUAAAACAUUUAAGAAAUAAACAUGGGUCCAAUGUGGUAAAAAUA